CGUUUCCCUACAGCCUCAGGCUAGUACAGGAAGACUCUCCCUUCUACUUACCCAGAUCGCCACUGACAGCGACGGGUUUCGUUUUUCAAUAGACAGAAUCAAAGUUCUUAAACUGAUCUUUUGUUUCCGCCUGCUGGCAGGUCAUACUUGACGACCACCACGCGCGACAAAAUCAUCCAUUGUUUUUGCUAAAAUAUCUGUUCAAUCGAAAAUUCAAUGAGCAAAGUUUCCUCUGCAUCUGGAAAGACUCCGACGCCGCUCCCUACGCAAUCAGCUUGGGCAAAGGGCCCGCCGCAGAGCAGUUCAUCUUCAGCUGUUCCCUCGCCGCGAUCGCAGUCUCCUGCUCCAAACCAUGUCGCUUCCCCAAUAACUACUUCUCAUUCGAGACGUCCAAGUGCGUUAGGCCAGGGCGUGUCCGUAAAAGAUGGCGUCUCUGUCCCUCGAAAUAGUCUGGGUUCAGUACGACCAGGAUCCGUUGUUUUUGGAUCAAUAGAUGAUGCCUCGGCCCCAGUAUCUUCAUCACCGGCCGCCAUUCCCGCCGUAAAAACCGAAGUCGUAAAGUCUUUCGGAUCCGUACCAGCUACCUCUUCAAACCAUGUCAAUGGAAAAACUCCUGCUUCCGCAUCGACCGCAGGGUCAUCGAAGCCUGCAAGACCCGCUUUAUCAUCCACUCCCUCAAACUCUACCACUCCUCCCUCAACAUCAACCGCAUCCACCCCCAAACCGAGUAAAGCAGAUAUUGCAAAGCUUUUCCAGAAUCCCUCAUCGUCUUCCCAACCUCCCUCCGACAUGGCUUCUCCUUCCACGCGACACUCUAACCUCCCUCCACAUCACCAGUCGUCAUCUUCGUCACAGCCGCCCCCGCAACCUUCCCAACUGGGCGCACAUUCUUUUACUCCAUUCGUGCCUGGUAUGCGUCAAUCACAGCAGCCUGCUGGCACACCACGUUCGCCUGCAUUUCCCCGUGCUGUGCCAAAUAUGCAAGCCCAAUCCAGACCCGGUCCUGGGCCGGGGGGUCCCGGUGGCCCUAAUAUCCCUGCCAGCCCUCGCAUGGCUCCCCACCCACAUCAAGCCCCUCCUGGAGGUGUAGCUCCUAUGCAGCCCAUGCAAUGGGGCGGAUACUAUUAUAUGGACCCGUAUCAACAACAACCUCCUUGGGGGUAUUAUGCCAUGCCCUCUCAACAUAUGCACCAACAACCUCACCAACAACAUGUCCCUCAUGCCCCUCCUCCCCAUCAACCCGGCCCACCUCUUCCCAUGUCACCUCGCCCCGCAGCCCCCCAACUUCCUGGUACACCUACCAUGGCACACGCUGUCCCGCAUCCCCCUCAUACUCCUCAACCGCCUCCCUCUGUAUCAUCUCCACCACCCACACCCUCUACCGCCAACGCACCCCGUCUUAACACGAACGCCAGCGCCUUUGUCCCUCUCGGGCGUCCAUCAGCCAAAGUCACCAUCAAAAGUCAGGAUGGCAUGGAAGUGACGCUCGAUGCGCUCAAGAAGCACAGUCCCCAACCGCCCUUAGUCCCCAUCCCCCCUGCGUCUCCUGUUGUGAGCAGCCGACGGCAAACUUCGGUUUCGGUUCGGAUUGAGAGCGAGGAUUCGAAGCGCUUGCGUGAGGAGGCUGCACGGAAGGAGCAGGAGAAGAAGGAGGCUGAGGAGCGUGCGAAGAAGGAGGCUGUAGAGAAGAAGAAACGUGAAGAGGAGGAAGAGGCUAGGCGGAAGGAGGAAGAAGAGGCUGCUCGUAAGAGGAAGAUUGAGGAGGAUCGGAUACGCAAAGAGGAAGAAGAAAAGGAGCGGAUACGGAAAGCUGAGGAGGAAGAGAAGGAGAAGGAGCGUCUACGCAAGGAGGAAGAAGAACGUCUUGAGGCUGAGCGGAAGGAGGAAGAGGAGAAGGCACGUGUUGCACGGGAAGAGGAAGAACGGAGACAGCAGGAUGCUCUUGCGGCAGAGGAAGCUCAACUUGAAGCUGACGAAGCUAAUGAUAUCGUUGAGACUUCGUCACCUGUCAGCGAGUCUCAAGAUCCCGAGGACGGCGAGGUGUCUGAGCCUGGAGAAGUUGCUGAACCUCAGCUCAAUGGCGAUAGUGCGAAGAAAUUGAAGGAGGCACUUCGGAUAGAUACCUCGGCGAUGCCCCCUCCUAGUGAGAUUCCUCGAAGACGUCCUGGUCCCCUCGACCUUGCUUCAGUGAAGAGAGAUAUUUCCGCGCCUCCCGCCUCUGCACUCCUCACCGCACGUGUCAUCGAGAAUCUUAGUGAGGUGGCAUAUCCUGAGGGCAUCAAGAGUCCCAAGGUUGAGCUUAAUGCGAACGUCAGGGAUGGCCGAUUCAGAUACGAUCGUGAUUUCCUCAUGCAAUUCAUGCACAUCUGCAAGGAGAAGCCACCCACCCUUCCUGCUCUCGAUGUCCUUGGCAUCGAACCUGUCGAUCAGUCCUCCUUUGCCAUGGCCCGUGGUGGUUCUGGACGUCAUCGCAAUGCCUCUGGCGCAAUGCCCCCCUCAGCCACCCGUCAGGCUUCUGUAGGUCUAGGCAUCGGCGGUUUCCAGAAACCCUCCAUGCCAAGUCCUUUCCAAAUGGGCAACUUCCAGUCCCCGGGAGGAAGCAAGCUUACGAGCGAGGAGCGUUUUGCCCAGUCCAACGUCCGUUCGGCAUCAACAAGCAGCGCGACUGCUCUUCAAUUCAACCGCUCCCCGAUGGUGCGCACGUCCAGCCAGGGUGGCCCUGGUCAUCCCAUGGGCAACAACCGGGUGCGCAGUAAACGUGGUGAGAAGCGAGGAGAUGCUAACAAAUCGACGAUGUCCCAGCAAGGACACGGUUCAGGCUUUGGAUCAUCCAACGUCGCACCUAUACUGGGCGCAGGCUUCGAACCCGUCGUACCCCUCGAAUUAUCUGCCAACCGUUGGGUCCCCGCGAGUACGGCGCGCAAGGUUGUACCUGAAGCUGACUCACCUGAGAUGGUGGACCGUAAAGUCAAGGCGCUGCUCAACAAACUUACGAUGGAGAGAUUCGACUCUAUUUCAGACCAGAUCAUCCAUUGGGCGAACAAGAGCGUGAACGAGAAAGACGGGCGGACGCUCAUCCAAGUCAUCCGGCUUGUAUUUGAGAAAGCGACUGACGAAGCUGCUUGGAGCGAGAUGUAUGCGCGAUUGUGUCGGAAGAUGAUGGAGCAGAUCAGUCCGGAGGUGCAGGAUGAUGGAAUCAAGAAUACGGAGGGGAAACCUAUUGCUGGCGGUCAACUUUUCCGGAAGUAUCUUCUUAACCGGUGUCAAGAGGACUUUGAGCGCGGGUGGUUCGCCAAGGAGGCUACUGCUGCUGCCGCCUUGGCCAAGGCUUCUGACGACCAAGCUCGGAAAGCUGCCAACGAGAAGAAGGACACGGAGGAAGCUGAGCUCUAUUCGGAGGAGUACUACGCCGCUCAGAAAGCUAAGCGCCAGGGUCUCGGUCUCAUCAAGUUUAUCGGCGAGCUGUUCAAGCUGCAGAUGCUCACGGAGCGUAUCAUGCACGAGUGUGUGAAGAAGCUCUUGGGCAACGUCGAGAACCCCGAGGAAGAGGAGAUUGAGAGCUUGUGUCAGUUGUUGAAGACGGUUGGACAGUUGCUGGAUACGCCGAAGGCGCGUGCGCAUAUGGAUGUUUAUUUCACGCGCAUGAAGGAGUUGGGUAAGAGCCUUAAUGUUAGCUCGAGGAUGCAGUUCAUGCUUCAGGACGUCAUUGAGUUGCGUGACCGGAAAUGGGUCAGUCGCAAUGCUGUUGCUGCUCCUACGACAAUUGCGGCUGUUCACGAGUUGGCUGCCAAGGAGAAAGCACUUGCGGAGAAGGAGUCUUACAACCGCCAAAUAAGCAUGUCUCGUGGUGGUUCUCGACGCGGCGGCGACCGCAACCAAGAGCAUGGGCCAGAUGGUUGGGCAGUUGCAGGCGGCUCUAUUCCACGAGCACCUCCCAAAGCUGGUGAUCUCUCACAGUUCGGCAAGAUCAGCAAGGGCGCUCCGGGAGCCAUGGUCAUGGGUCCAAGUAGUGUCUUCGCAGGCGGCAAGAAGGACAGCAAGCGGGAGACGCUAUCACGGACGAAUUCGAGUUCGAAUAUGUUCCACAUGCUCAGCCACAACCCUGAACUCACGCCUGAGGCUGCUGUCAAGCCCAGUCGUCCGUCAAGUCGGAAGCCGAGCGUUGACCUUGGUCAUGCUGGUGCUCCUGAACCCACUUUGCAACGCAGGAAACUGCAGCUUCUUCCACGGACCAAGCCUGCUGAAGAGAACACGACGACUCCAUCAGAGGACGAACCUGACAGUGCACCCAUUGCCAUGUCAGAAGCAGACGCCAAGAAGAAGAUCGAUGAAGAUGUCAAGGAGUUCUUCGCUGUUCGCAAUCUUGAAGAGGCCGACGUAUACUUUACCAAUCUUCCUCACGAGCAUCGCUUCCGACUCGUAGACAAGUUGGUUGCGUCCGCACUUGAGAGCAAAGAGGCGGAUGCGAGGUUGGUGGGCGAUUUCUUUGCGCAGGCUACGAGCAAUGGACAAUGCUCGUUUGAGGUAUUUGAGGAGGGAUUCAUGCCGAUGGCUGAGUUUUUGGACGAUAUUGCUAUCGAUGCUCCCAAGGCGUUUGACUAUAUGGCCGUGAUGCUCAGGGGUGCUGGAUUCGAGAAGGAGCCAGAGCGGCUUCGACGGAUUGCUUCUAAGCUCGAGGAUAGCGACAAGCUAGUCUCUCUUGUAGCUUAAUGCACACCAUCCCACUCCCACUAGCCGUUUUUCGAUACAUUUGUUCUUUUACCUUACUCUCGCAUCUCGCAUCCCUGCAUAUUCUUUUUUCGUUUUCGUUUUAUGAUCGUAUUGCGCACGUUCUUGGUGUUCUGCAACUAAUAUAUGUACAUCGCACGGCACUUUUUGCGCUUGUCCUGUUCUUUUUUGUUAUCGUUCACUACAUGGCGGCAUAGGCUACAGCUAGCAGUACAUCAGGUACAAGCAAUGCAUUUCAGUUGACGACGGUUCGUCGCUUA
Molecule: messenger RNA, 4988 nt
Organism: Suillus paluster
Lineage: Eukaryota; Fungi; Basidiomycota; Agaricomycetes; Boletales; Suillaceae
Exons: 7
Coding region: 217-4710 (1497 amino acids)
Cellular component (GO): eukaryotic translation initiation factor 4F complex
Molecular function (GO): mRNA binding; translation initiation factor activity; protein binding
Source: RefSeq, a predicted model, not a curated record